AUGCAAGCCUUGAAGCCGCAGCCCUCGUCUCUGCUUCCCCUAUACCUGUCUCUCCUCAGACACAGGACGUGUCGGCAGAUACCAUCGUGGAAGUCGCUCGCGAGGCUGAGCCCGCGUGUCCUCGAUUCGGCUGUUAUUAAAUCCACGAUCCUCUUUCGCGCCACCUUGCCUAUCUCGCCGCCGUCACGACACGAGUCGCAAUCCCAGCAUUACUCAUACCCUACGCUCUCUUGCCACCCACAUCGUGCUUGA
Messenger RNA from Laccaria bicolor S238N-H82, 252 nucleotides. RefSeq lists its product as uncharacterized. Bases 1 to 252 code for a protein of 83 amino acids. NCBI's taxonomy places the organism in Eukaryota, Fungi, Basidiomycota, Agaricomycetes, Agaricales, Hydnangiaceae. The record is from RefSeq and is a predicted model, not a curated record. The transcript has 3 exons.